This is a messenger RNA of Alligator mississippiensis (American alligator), 6162 nucleotides long. RefSeq names its product cyclin dependent kinase 14 (gene CDK14). Gene Ontology annotation, molecular function: ATP binding; cyclin binding; cyclin-dependent protein serine/threonine kinase activity. Gene Ontology annotation, cellular component: nucleus; cytoplasm; cytosol. Gene Ontology annotation, biological process: protein phosphorylation. The record is from RefSeq and is a predicted model, not a curated record. The transcript is spliced from 15 exons. The coding region runs from base 233 to 1642 and encodes 469 amino acids. NCBI's taxonomy places the organism in Eukaryota, Metazoa, Chordata, Crocodylia, Alligatoridae.
CGGCCCAGCGCAGCGCCCCGGCACGGCCCGGCCCGGCCCAGCCCCGAGCCCCAGCAGAGAUGAGCGGGACGGCGGCUGCCUCGGGCACCACGUAGGACGCCGCCCCGCCCCGCCCCGCCCCGGAGCCGAGCGGAGGCGUCUCCCUGCCCCGCGGGGCGGCCCGUGUCGGCGCGCUCUCCGUAGCCCCCAGCCGCUGCGCUGCGCUCGUUGCCGGGCGGGCGGGGGCGGCCCGAUGUGCGACGCGCUGGACGCGCCGGCCGCCGAGAAGAUGGGCAGGAUGAAAAAGUUGCGCCGAACUUUGUCCGAGAGUUUCAGCCGAAUCGCCUUGAAGAAAGACGAUAGCAGCUUCGAUGAGAUAUGUGUCACAAAGAUGUCUACACGGAAUUGCCAAGGAAUGGACUCAGUAAUCAAACCCCUGGACACAAUUCCUGAGGACAAAAAAGUCAGAGUUCAGAGAACACAGAGCAGUUUUGAUCCAUUUGAGAAACCAGCUAAUCAAGUAAAGAGAGUUCAUUCAGAGAACAAUGCGUGUAUUAACUUCAAAACUACAUCAACAGGGAAAGAAUCUCCUAAAGUCAGACGGCAUUCUAGUCCCAGCUCUCCUACAAGUCCCAAGUUUGGAAAAGCAGACUCUUAUGAAAAACUGGAAAAACUAGGGGAAGGAUCAUAUGCCACAGUAUACAAAGGGAAAAGCAAGGUAAAUGGGAAAUUGGUGGCAUUGAAGGUGAUUAGAUUACAAGAAGAGGAAGGAACUCCAUUUACAGCUAUCAGGGAAGCUUCUCUUUUGAAAGGAUUGAAACAUGCAAACAUUGUGCUGCUUCAUGACAUCAUUCACACCAAGGAAACAUUGACACUUGUAUUUGAAUAUGUGCAUACUGAUUUAUGUCAGUACAUGGACAAACACCCUGGAGGACUUCAUCCAGACAAUGUGAAGUUAUUUUUAUUUCAGUUGCUGCGAGGACUGUCUUACACCCAUCAGCGUUACAUUUUGCACAGGGACCUGAAACCACAGAAUCUUCUGAUCAGUGACACAGGGGAGUUAAAGCUGGCAGACUUUGGUCUUGCAAGAGCCAAAUCAGUCCCCAGCCACACAUACUCUAAUGAAGUGGUUACCCUGUGGUACAGACCUCCAGAUGUCCUUUUGGGCUCAACAGAAUACUCCACUUGCCUCGACAUGUGGGGAGUUGGUUGUAUCUUUGUAGAAAUGAUCCAAGGAGUUGCUGCUUUUCCUGGAAUGAAAGACAUUCAAGACCAACUUGAAAGAAUAUUUCUGGUACUUGGAACACCAAAUGAAGACACUUGGCCAGGAGUCCAUUCUUUACCCCAUUUCAAACCAGAACGAUUUACCCAGUAUGGUCCUAAAAACCUUAGACAAGCAUGGAAUAAGCUAAGCUACAUGAAUCAUGCAGAAGAUCUGGCCUCCAAACUGCUCCAGUGUUUCCCAAAGAACAGAUUGUCAGCACAGGCAGCCCUGAGCCAUGAGUAUUUCAGUGAUCUGCCCCCACGGCUAUGGGAGCUAACAGAUAUGUCCUCUAUUUUUACUGUACCGAAUGUAAGAUUACAACCAGAGGCUGGAGAGAGCAUGAGAGUCUUUGGGAAAAACAAUAGUUAUGGCAAAAGUCUAUCAAACAGCAAGCACUGAAGAAUACUUAGACUUACUACAGAGAGUGCAGGAUUAAGCUCACCAGUCUGAAGGAAGGGAACAACAUUUAAUGAGGAGACCAGUAAUAUGAAGGAACCAUGGCCCUGUUUCCUUUCUCUCUCUCUCUCUCUCUCUCUCUGUCUGUCUGUCUCUCUCUCUCUCUCUGUCUCUCUCUAUGGUGGAUUUCAUUCAAAAGAAAAUUGAAGCUGGCAAGAUACUGUUUUCCCCUGCAAUUAUUUAAAACCUUGCACGCAUUUGGAUACCUUGUGAUUUCGGAGAACUAUGUGAAGAUUAAGCUUUUGCUUACUGAUACAUGGCAUGUACUCUUUUCAGUCUUUUGUGUUUGAUUUUGUUUGAUUUUCCACAGCAGUGUAACAUCUUUGUAAGGAUUUUUAUGCUUUCACCAGCAAUGUCUUAAAUACAUUAAGACAACACAUUUGGUGUUCACACUACUACAGUAAUGUCUGUACAUAAAAAAAAUAGUGGCAUAAAAGAAUGUGUGUUUUCUUUGAGAAAUAUUUUGCAACCUACAGGAAGACUAUUUCUAGCUAGUGCAAGCCCAAUGUGAUGGAUUGAUUGACAAUUACAGUACCGUGCCACUACGCCUAAAAUGUCCUGUCCACCCCCCUUCCCCCCAGCUUCCAGAGCAUUCAGAUCCAUUUUUUAAACAUGGCAAUAAUUGCAUGUUUAUUUAGAAACUCAGAAUUUGGUUAAUCUGCUUAAACUAUGUAGCAUGUCAGUUUUCAAAAUAGGCCUGCAUUGAAAACAAACAUGCAUACAUACAAAAAAAAUUACAAGACAUAUUCCCUAACAGAUACAGUGACACAUUUCUUAUCCUUUUAGUUCCAUUAAGAGUAUACAGUAUUCAUUAAUGUUUUGGGGCCUUGAUUACAUCUUUUACUUUUUCCACACUAUUUUUCUUCUGGAAUAUUUUCUGAAAUAGAUGACAAGGAGAGGAUGAAAGAGAACUGAGAUGACUUUAGGGCAACUUAGGACAACUACUUGGAUGUAGAAACAGUAUUUGCUGAAUGAGCCAUUAGAACUAGCUUUGUUUUCUGCUUCUUAAAAAGCACACUGAAAAGUCAUCCUAAUCCAAGACAUUUGCUGUUUCUCACCAAUGUACCUUUCCUUAGACAUUCUGCACUAGAAAACACUUAAUUGCUUUUUUCUUAAUGAAACAUUUAAAUGCACACUUUGCAAACAGUGCAGUACAUAAUUUUUAAAAAGGAUGGCCUGCUACCUCUGGCUGGAGGAGAAAGGCUAGGUGUGAGAGAAAUUUGUAGAGUAUGAUGGCUCCAAUGUAGAAUGCAGAAAACUGAACACAGAUACUGGGAAUGGAGCAAAUUCUACUGUUGAGUUACAAUAGUGCUUGAAAGGGAGUUUCAAGACUUUUUAUUCAAAAUAUAAAGGUUUCUUUACUUCCUGAGUUCAUGUGCUGUCAUAAAAAUGCAUUGGUUUAGCAUUUAAUGUUUCAUUUGGAAGGAGGAAAGCGACUCUGAUUAAUACCCCUUAAUCACAUUCUAGCAGUGUUUCUGCUGGGAACUACUAAAGAACACCCAAUAAAGCAAAUCCUUGAUUGUUCAGAAGGUACCAGUAGGUACCAGGUAUGUCUUAUGAACCAGUAUAAAUAUUAUUCUGUACUUUCAAACACAGUUAAGGUGUGAAUAUAUACCCAAUAACUGCAUAGCCAUUAAAACUAUAAGUCCCCUGUGACAUCUUUGCAGUUCAGAAAUGGAAAGUGACUGAAAUCACACUCUGGUUUAAAACUUGCUACAAAUUUUCUCCCAUGUUUAUAAGGGAAAGAAGAAAAAAUCCACUGAACUUCUGAAUUUACCACACACAGAAACUGUCUUAUUUAUAAUUUACUUUGAGUUUCAUGUUUCAUUUUUUUGUAAGAGGAAAAUCUUUUGUACAUUAUCUAUGCUACUUAAAUCAUAAGCCAUUCAGUAUUUAAAAUUAGCUGGUUUUUAAAGAAAAAGGCUUUACAUUACUGCAAAAAUCUGAAGAUUUUUUGAAAAAUGUAACAAAGGUUUCAGUUAGUAAAAGAAGUAUAGUUUCUUAGACAUAGAUCUACUUUGGCAGCUUAAGUAGGGAGGUAAACAAUUCUUCUCAACAAAACAUGUAAUGAUUUGAUGUAGAGAGUAAUUCCUCAAACUGUUCCCUUCACAGGGUUACAAAUCUAGCACCUUACUAUACAUCUUAAAUUAAACAUAGCAUUUGCUCAAGUUGUGUGUGUGUGUGUGUGUGUGCGCGCGCACACGUGUGUGUGAGAGAGAGAGAGAGAAAGAGAGAGAGAAAUUCUCUUCUCUCCCUAGCCCUACAUUUAAACAACCAUUGAAAUCAUUAAAAUUUGUAGCCAAAAUGAUCAAACCCGAGUGCCUGAAGUGAGGCACAUGAAUAUAGAUAGGGUGUAAAUAGAAAGUGAUUCAAUUUUUAGAGGUUCUACGCGUAUCUGAACUACCAGCAGAAUUUGGGGCAAUUUGAAGAACCAGUUCACUCAGUUUUGCACCCGACUUCAGGCCCCAAGUUUGGGCUGUGUUCAUUCACAGAUUUAUUCUUCUGUUGAGGAAGCUCUGGAAUGCAUGUGUGAGUUUUGCUCUGGAGGGAAGGGAUGUUUUGUAUCCAGAAAUCUGACAUGGUCAAGCAUAGGCUAUUACAAAAAUGUUCACUUGGAUCCCCAAACCCAUCCAAGGUUUAAUGAAGCUCUAAAUGUUGUUCUAGGUCUUGAAAACUCCCAAGCUCUGGCUGUGAUGAUUACAUGAUGUGUUCCCUGUUCCUCUCCUUCCAGAGCAGUCCCUACCUACCUCGUUAUCACCUUUCAAAAACCAUCAGCUAGAUCCCAUACUAAAUAUGAGAUUCUCUUUUUAUUGUUAUUUGUGAGGAAGGAGGGGGUUGGCGGGGUCAGUAACAUACUGAACAGGUGUUUCCUCCACAGCUCUCCACAGAGACACUGGCUCACCAUCCUCCUGCUGAAUGCUCUUUAGGGGACAUUAGGCAGGACAAUGGCUGCUCCCCAGUCAAGUCUAAAUCUGUUCUACCUGGGGCAAGAACAGGCAACCUAGCUCUGAAAGAGUGCUGUAGGGACCAGGAAAAAGUCCUGUUCCUGCUGUCAGCCACUUCUGUGUUACACUAUGGGCAUGCAACGUAGCAUUUCCUAUUCCUCUUGGCUGGUUUAGCAACCAAGCACAAGCAGAAACAGUAAUCUCUGUGCUUGAGAAGCUGUUAGACAUUAUUGGUCCCUGUUCACCCAUAGUGACUGAUGGCAGUAGUGGGAUAGCUUUCAUUUUCCUACCACAUGGCUGUCCCUUGAAGAUGCUGUUCAAAAUUGAUGGGAGCUGAUGGCUUUACUUGAGAGAAAGGAGGGAGCAUCUGUUUAGCAUCCUUGAAAUUUCAGGGCAGCUGUACCAGGCACAUGAAAGCAGAAAAGCAUGCUUUAGCCCCCUGAAGUAAGUGGCUGAUAGGGGGAGGUGGUGAUGUGGAUGGUCUGUGGGAAAGGAGGAUUCUUGGGAUGUUUAAGUUCAUAUGUCUGAACUUUACAAGUUAACCAGCUGGAGAUGGAGUAGUCCACAGUCCUGUAGGGUUAGGGUCACCUAGCCCUAACACAUCAUACCUAGCAGAGGGUUGCACAGCACUGGUCAGGACACUCUAGCACUGUGAUAGUAUCAACUGCAUCAUCACUGCAUAGUAUCCUGAAUUGGUUUGGUCUCUUUAUUUUUAUAUAUAUUUUUAAAGAAAAUCAUUGUGUAGGAUAGUAAAUCUGCACAUGCAGCACAUGAAAACUUUACCUGCAGUGGCUAGAGAUGCUGGGGAGGCAUUCUUCCCUUUGGUGGGUGGGAGAUCCUGACUUAGGCAGCUCUCACUAAUGCCAAAGGAAAUUAGAAUUGCAAAUUCCUGCUUACUAGUGGGAUAUCUAUCCCUCAGUGUGCUCUUUGGAAGUGUACACAUGACUGAAUGUAUAGUCAGUGCUCUGUUAUGCUUCUAUAAAAAUACUCAUCUGUGAAUAUUAUUGGUUUUGUAAUCUUUGUUAUAUAAAAUGUUUAGGCUGUACAUACUGGGGAGCAAAAUACUGAUACCCCAUAUAAAUAGAAAUAUUGCAUUACUGAGCAUAACAGUAGCCUACCCUACUUACGUAUAGGGGGAGGUAAAUGUAUAUGUUACUGCCUUGCAUUUUUGACAUAAGCAAAAUUAAUUUAAAGGAUGCACUAUAAAAUCCCACCCAAAAAUAUAUUUCAGCAGUGCAGCAUAAAAACUCCUGGCUCACCAGCUGAAGUUGGGUUUUUUGUAGGAUGCACUAAGAGGUGUUUCUUUCAAAAGGGGUUUGGUACAUGAAAACAAUGUUAAUGUAAUUAAGUAUAUAUAUAUACUUCAGAAUGACAGCAUAGUAAGCAGUACGGUAAAAUUAAUGUUGCAUUAUUUGUUACAACUUGUAAUUUGUCUGUAUUUUGGAAGAUGUGAUGGUUUGUCAGCUGUAACUGUUGUUUUCUUGUAACAUGAUCUUGAAUAAAGUGUAGCAGAAUCUC